Molecule: messenger RNA, 1320 nt
Organism: Musa acuminata AAA Group (dessert banana)
Lineage: Eukaryota; Viridiplantae; Streptophyta; Magnoliopsida; Zingiberales; Musaceae
Product: peamaclein-like
Exons: 2
Coding region: 222-497 (91 amino acids)
Source: RefSeq, a predicted model, not a curated record
GCGUGCAGCAACCGGCGAUCAGUGCACCUCAAUGAGGCCGCCUACCCCACUCUCCACAACAGCACUGCAUCCCUCCACUUCCCCUACUGUUGUGAUCCCAUGAUGAAGCCAUUGCCUAUCGGAUGCCAGCUCAAACCUCAUCAUCUACUCCUCACCAACGACGUUUCCCACUCUCCUAUAAAUCACCAGACCCACCCGAUCUUUCUGCACCGUGAGCAGUCAUGAAGCCCCUCUACUCCAUCUUAGCUCUUCUCCUCGUCCUCUUCGCCUCUUCCUGCCUCCAAGCCACCGUGGCAGGCUCAGCGUUCUGCGCGUCCAAGUGCAAGGUGAGGUGCUCCAAGGCGAGCGUUCAGGACCGGUGCCUCAAGUACUGCGGGCUGUGCUGCGAGCAGUGCCGGUGCGUGCCAUCGGGAACGUACGGACACAAAGAUGAGUGCCCCUGUUACAGGGACAAGUACACAGGCAGUGGGAAGAGGAGGCGACCCAAGUGUCCUUGAUCGAACACCUUUGCGGCAUCUCCGUGUCUUUCGAUACUUCUCUGCCUCUCCUCCUGCCAAAGGUAUUUUGGCUAUAGUGGAUGGAUUAUGAUGAGAUAUACGUAUAUACAGAUAUGUUGUGUGUGUGUUUAUAUAUACAUAAAAAAGAGAGUGAUAUGUUGUCGAUAUAUUUCAUACAAAUAAAUAUUAAAAAAAACUUUCCACAAGUAUAAAAUGAAACAAAAGUUUGGAACAUCGCAAUGUAUAUAUUUCUUCAGGAAAAGCUUGAAUCAAAUCUCAGUCAAAUGGUGGAAGAAGGUCCUCAGAAAGCUGCAAAAGUUUGAACUUGGGAAGAUCCACAGAUGAAAAAUUCCAAUCAAGAGGCAGGCAUUUCCAGAUGGGUCGAAACAGAUGAAAUCUUCUUUUCACAGAACAGAAUUCAUAGGUUAUAGUACAGAAAGAUCAACUGGUGGAGAAAGCGUAGUCCAACUUACAGAAUUGUGCUCUCUCACAACAUAAACAGACACUGAAUUAUUUCAAGGACCAAAAAAUUUGACGUUAUCAUCUCGUAUCUUGUGUUUCAGCAACAGGCCGCAGAGAAAAUGGUUUCAUUUGCGAAAACGAUCAGGGGGGGCAUCGUCUACAACAAUUUUUCGGCAAUCUGGAUAGCUUUUCGGGCUGCUCCUUUACGUAUCUGAUCUCCACAGACAAAUAUGUCCAAAUUUGAUCAAUACAUGGUAUUCUAUUUUUGUGAAGCUCGAAGAUAAUAAUAGUAGCAGCAAUCACUCGGAUUUUUUGACAAAAUGGAGCGUAUUACCCGAGGUUGCCAUCUUGAGAUAGGUCC